This is a messenger RNA of Schistocerca cancellata (South American locust), 1305 nucleotides long. Its product is annotated as pre-mRNA-splicing factor CWC22 homolog. Lineage: Eukaryota; Metazoa; Arthropoda; Insecta; Orthoptera; Acrididae. The coding region runs from base 1 to 1305 and encodes 434 amino acids. The record is from RefSeq and is a predicted model, not a curated record. The transcript has a single exon.
AUGGGAAAAACGCAAAAAUGGGAAAAACGCAAAAAUGGGAAAAACGCAAAAAUGGGAAAAACGCAAAAAUGGGAAAAACGCAAAAAUGGGAAAAACGCAAAAAUGGGAAAAACGCAAAAAUGGGAAAAACGCAAAAAUGGGAAAAACGCAAAAAUGGGAAAAACGCAAAAAUGGGAAAAACGCAAAAAUGGGAAAAACGCAAAAAUGGGAAAAACGCAAAAAUGGGAAAAACGCAAAAAUGGGAAAAACGCAAAAAUGGGAAAAACGCAAAAAUGGGAAAAACGCAAAAAUGGGAAAAACGCAAAAAUGGGAAAAACGCAAAAAUGGAAAAACGCAAAAAUGGGAAAAACGCAAAAAUGGGAAAAACGCAAAAAUGGGAAAAACGCAAAAAUGGGAAAAACGCAAAAAUGGGAAAAAAGCAAAAAUGGGAAAAACGCAAAAAUGGGAAAAACGCAAAAGUGGGAAAAACGCAAAAGUCGGAAAAACGCAAAAAAUGGAAAAACGCAAAAACGGGAAAAACGCAAAAAUGGGAAAAACGCAAAAAUGGGAAAAACGCAAAAAUGGGAAAAACGCAAAAUAUGGGAAAAACGCAAAAUAUGGGAAAUACGCAAAAUAUGGGAAAAACGCAAAAUAUGGGAUAAACGCAAUAUAUGGGAAAAACGCAAAAUAUGGGAAAAACGAAAAUAUGGGAAAAACGAAAAUAUGGGAAAAACGAAAAUAUGGGAAAAACGAAAAUAUGUGAAAAACGAAAAUAUGGGAAAAAAGCAAACAUGGGAAAAAAGCAAACAUGGGAAUAAAGCAAACAUGGGAAUAUCGCAGAAAUGGGAAAAACGCAGACAUGGGAAAAACGCUGACAUGGGAAAAACGCAGACAUGGGAAAAACGCAGACAUGGGAAAAACGCAGACAUGGGAAAAACGCAGACAUGGGAAAAACGCAGACAUGGGAAAAACGCAGACAUGGGAAGAACGCAGACAUGGGAAAAACGCAGACAUGGGAAAAACGCAGACAUGGAAAAACGCAGACAUGGGAAAGACGCAGACAUGGGAAAGACGCAGACAUGGGAAAGACGCAGGCUUGGGAAAGACGCAGACAUGGGAAAGACGCAGACAUGGGAAAGACGCAGACAUGGGAAAAAUGCAGACAUGGGAAAAGCGCAGACAUGGGAAAAGCGCAGACAUGGGAAAAGCGCAGACAUGGGAAAAGCGCAGACAUGGGAAAAACGCAGACAUGGGAAAAACGCAGACAUGGGAAAAACGCAGACAUGGGAAAAACGCAGACAUGGGAAAAACGCAGACAUGGGAUAA